Messenger RNA from Venturia canescens, 857 nucleotides. RefSeq names its product cilia- and flagella-associated protein 20 (gene Bug22). Lineage: Eukaryota; Metazoa; Arthropoda; Insecta; Hymenoptera; Ichneumonidae. The record is from RefSeq and is a predicted model, not a curated record. Gene Ontology annotation, cellular component: motile cilium; ciliary basal body. The transcript has 2 exons. Gene Ontology annotation, biological process: positive regulation of cell motility; regulation of cilium beat frequency involved in ciliary motility; cilium assembly. Bases 272 to 853 code for a protein of 193 amino acids.
GCGCGCGUCGCCUCGCAAGUACCCACAAACAUCGGUGGGAGGGGAGAUGGAUACGUGAAUCUACAGAACAACAAAACAUGACCAUGAUCAUGAAGAAACAUUAACGUUAAUCAUAAAAAUUAUGUAAUUCUACUAAAAAUAAUGAUUUGAAAAAUUGUAGACUCGUCAGGUUUUGUGUUGGGGAAAGUGAUCGACAAACAAAAAACGAAAGUGGGGUUAGGGCUCAACGUUCUGCUUGUGUCUACUAUAUUGGGAAGUAACAAAAAAAAUCAUGUUCAAAAACACUUUCCAAAGCGGGUUUUUAUCGAUUUUGUACAGCAUCGGAAGUAAACCGCUACAAAUAUGGGACAAAAAAGUGCGAAAUGGUCACAUUAAAAGAAUCACCGACAACGAUAUACAGAGUCUUGUUUUGGAAAUUCUUGGCAGCAAUGUCAGUACGACGUACAUCACGUGUCCGGCUGAUCCGAGAAAAACUCUAGGCAUAAAAUUACCUUUUUUAGUUAUGAUUAUAAAAAAUCUGAAAAAAUACUUCACCUUCGAAGUUCAAGUAAUCGAUGACAAAAAUGUGAGAAGACGUUUCAGAGCAAGUAAUUAUCAAUCAACGACUCGAGUUAAGCCAUUCAUCUGUACGAUGCCGAUGCGCCUCGACGACGGAUGGAAUCAGAUACAAUUCAACCUCGCUGAUUUUACUCGUCGAGCCUAUGGCACUAACUAUGUCGAAACACUGAGAGUUCAAAUUCACGCCAAUUGUCGAAUACGAAGGGUUUACUUUUCAGACCGACUCUACUCGGAAGAUGAAUUACCCGCUGAAUUUAAACUGUUCCUGCCUAUUCAAAAUAAAGCAAAGUGUUGAUCGA